Messenger RNA from Anguilla rostrata (American eel), 6655 nucleotides. RefSeq lists its product as uncharacterized. NCBI's taxonomy places the organism in Eukaryota, Metazoa, Chordata, Actinopteri, Anguilliformes, Anguillidae. Gene Ontology annotation, biological process: sodium ion transmembrane transport. Gene Ontology annotation, cellular component: plasma membrane. The record is from RefSeq and is a predicted model, not a curated record. Bases 672 to 2537 code for a protein of 621 amino acids. The transcript is spliced from 13 exons.
AGCUGCGGGCGAAACCGGCGACCACGCUGGAUCCACAGAUCUGUAUAAGAAGGCCAGAUCCAGAGAGCAGAGCAGAGAGCGACUAUGCGAUAGCUUUUACAGGAAACUACGGCACACAGGGGCGGGUAACGAAAAUUGUGUAACAUAAUCAAGUACACAGGAGAAUGUAGCCUAUCUGUUGACCUCGGAUUAACAUACGAUUAAUUGGUUGUUGUAGGCAGUUAGCGCGCUUUAGGCUUAAUGUUAGCUCCGCUAUAUGUGCAUCGUGUAAAUUGUACAGGCAUAGCUGCGGUUGAAUUCGGCUCGUAUGCGUAGAGUUUUAUAGUCACGGACAAUUAUGGCAUACAUUUGCGUAUAACAUUUCAGUGUAUUUUAUAGCAAAAUAAUUUUUGUACAAUUUACAGAGUUUUUAACGCCAAUUUUAUUUAGGCUGCAAUUACAUAGGCUGCGACCGUACAUAUUUCGUUGGAUGGUUAACACCUUUGAAUUCGUCCUGUUGCUGUCUAGUCUCUCUGCCUUAAAACGAAUUAUAGGCUAUAUUUUCUGAAAGCAUCUCGCUGGCACAAUAGCCUACUUUCCCGAUUUAAAAAACAGUAACCUAAAUAAUAGGCUAUUUGUGAAUAGCCUAUUUAUAACCUAGACAAUUGUGCCUGUACUAUUUAAAAAUCAAAAUGGGAGUGGGUUCCGAAAAUACGGAGUCCACUUCGGUUCACAAUGGGGGCUGCAAGGAGGAAAUUGAGUUAACUUUGAAGCCUAGCUUAAACAGUGAGUUGGUGGUGCCGGAGGAUGGGAAUCACGCAACUUCAGGGAGAGAGACCUGGAGUCGGCGUCUGGAGUUCGUUCUCGCGUCUGUAGGGUAUGCGGUUGGCCUUGGAAACGUGUGGCGGUUUCCCUACCUUUGUUACAGGAGCGGUGGAGGUGCCUUCCUCGUGCCGUACCUGGUCAUGCUGUUUCUGUGCGGAAUCCCUCUGCUAUUCAUGGAGUUUGCCAUUGGGCAGUACACCCGUCUGGGGCCCGUACACGCCCUGGCUAAAAUCUGUCCGCUGCUGAAAGGUGUGGGGCUGGCCACCAUUGUCAUCUCCUAUGUUCUCAGCACCUAUUACAAUGUCCUCAUGACCUGGACCCUCUAUUACCUCUUCAACACUUUCGGGAGUACCCUGCCCUGGCAGUCCUGCAACAACACCUGGAACGUUUUGGCCAACUGUUCCACCGGUUUCCCCGGCAACUCCACGCACCUUCAGUCCGCGAGCCAGCAGUUUUUUGACCGUAGGUUACUGGAGAUGACCAGGGGGAUCGAAGACUUGGGCGGUCUGCGCUGGGAGCUGUUUGGCCUCCUUAUUCUGGCCUGGGCCAUCGUGUACUUGUGUAUUUUUAAAGGGGUCAAAUCCACAGGGAAGGUGGUCUACUUCACGGCCACGUUCCCAUACUUCAUUCUGUUCGCGCUGCUGAUUAACAACGUGCAGCUUCCCGGGGCCAAGGCCGGGAUCCUCUACUUCCUGACGCCCGUCUGGGGCAAGCUGCUGGAGGUCCAGGUGUGGGUCAACGCCGCCGCCCAGAUCUUCAACUCCAUCGGGGUCAGCUUCGGCUCCAUGAUCUCCAUGGCCAGCUACAACAAGUUCAGCAACAACAUCCUCAGGGACACCUGGAUCGUCGCCCUGGCGAACUCGGCCACCAGCUUGUUUGCCGGCAUAGUGAUAUUCUCCGCUAUCGGAUACAUGGCUCACAUUCACAACCUGCCCGUCGACAACAUAGCCACAGACGGACCUGGGCUGGUGUUUGUGGUGUACCCUGAGGUGCUCUCCACCAUGCCUCUGUCUCAGCUGUGGUCUGCUCUUUUCUUCCUUAUGCUGCUCUGCCUGGGGCUGGACAGUCAGUUUGCCAUGGUGGAAGUUGCCGUGACGUCCAUCAUGGACGGCUUCGGCCCCAGGGCUCUCCGAGUCCUCAAGCGCAAGGAGUUCGUCGUCCUGGUCGUGUGCGGCGUGGGCUUCCUCCUCGGAAUUCCGCACAUCACUCAGGGGGGGAUCUACGUCUUUCAGCUGAUGGAUCACUACACGGCCGUGGUGUCUCUGAUGUUCCUGGCUUUCUUCGAGGUGCUCGCCACAUGCUGGCUUUUUGGGGUGGGCCGCCUUUCCUGCCUGGUGGAGAGGAUGCUGGGAAAGCCCCCGAACAUCUUCUUCCGGUUCUGCUGGAUGGUGGCCUCCCCUCUGUUGGUCCUGUGUAUCCUGAUCUCCAGCGUGGUGCAGUACACCCCGGCCCGCUACGGGAAGACCUACCGCUACCCGCUGUGGGCCGAGGUGCUGGGCUGGUUCAUCUCCCUGGUCUCCAUCGUGUGGAUCCCCCUGGGAGCCCUGCAUGAGCUCUGCUCCCACAAGGGCUCCUUCCUGCAGCGGCUGAAGGUGUCCGUCAUCCCCACGCUGGAGCUGGACAUGGUCCACCACCUACCGGAGAAAGGCCAAGCGGACACGCCCGAAACCGUGUCCCUGUUCCCCACCGCCCCCAGCGGACCCCCCCACAGCGGCCCGAGCAGCAGUGUGUGAGCACCGUCGCCCCCCCCAUCCACACAGAACAAUCUCUACACGGGAGCGUCUUCUUUAAGCAAGCGUACUCACCUCUGAAUUACAUCACGUCUUUCACUGAACGGCCAACGACUCUAACCAACAGUAAGCUACGUGUCAAGCAUUCCUCCUUCACGUCGAGCAAUCUCCUGCUCCACGCACCCGAGCUGCUGAAUGUGUUGCGUUCGCUCAUUAAAUCAAGUGUCUGAACUUGUGAAACUCUUUAACACAUUUUCGGAGAUUGUUACUCUUGUGGCUUGCUCCAUCGCACGACGUGAUGAACGCAGCGAUCACACCCACAGACCGGAAGCAGCCCAUAAAUAACUUUAGAAGGCUUCAUUUCACGAUGCAAGGUUGAGGACAGAGCGCGCACACACACACACACACACACACACUUGGAAAGUAUCCAGGCUUUCAUAUCCUGUCUGCUAGUGGAUAUGAAUGUACCAGUGAAGGAAAUUAAGUAGCCACAUGCACAUAUGAUAAAAUGUGAAAAAAAAAAAAAAAACAUUUUUAAACCCCAAGGAACAUAUCAAAUCAUAUCAACCUAUGUCAGGUCCCUGGUCUCUUUCAGAGAUUGAACUGAUGCAACAUUUACCAGCUUUACAAAUGCGCAUGCAGGUGGUGGGGCUGGAUCGUCAAGCUUUUCAUAUAAGCUUACUGUGGCCCUCUUUUUCAAAAAAAAUAAAUAAAUAACGCAAUAGAGAGGAAAAGAGAAGAUAAAUAUGUUUAUUUAUGUGUACCAUAUCCACACGUUUAACAAACCUGCAUGUCUGGCUAAUUUGGGCGGCCCCCUAGUGGCUUCCCGAAGAACUGCCGGUGUGUUUCCAUAACGACUACAGUUAAUGGCUGUUAGCUUAAAUACGGUCUCGGCUACACGGGACAGCUCGGUUGGCUCGGGAAAUUAAAAUGUGUGCCAUAGCCGAUGACCAAAGCACGGGGAUAUUUUCCCCAGUUCUACAUGUAAUCACUUCAUUGGCUGCCAGCAAACGACAUGUAAAGGAUGAGCCAAUCAGAGAGCUGAAGGGUACAACUUACAAUACAAACUACCUCCAGCUAGCAAUGUUUGAAUAAUAUACAUUAGACUGCACUGAAUUUAUUAAGGGGUGUACAAGGGUCAUUAAUGACAUUACUAACAAAUAAUUACAGGUAAAUAACAAGUGCAUGUAAAGAAAAGACUUUGUGUAGCGUGGAGCGCAAAUUAUUUUCUAACUCCUAUUUUGUAGUCAGGUCAUGUUUAUAUUGCCCUCGAAACUAUGAGUGCCUUUGGUUACUGUGGUUGUCCUGGUGACUCUUAAUAAUUUGGAAUACAUUUUUAGCACCAAAACCUGUUUUAUUUCGUGAUCAAGGAACUCAGUCCUUGAAUUAAAACUUUGAGUUAAUAGCUGCUUAAAACCUCAAGUGCAUUAUAAGAAAGCUUUAUUUGUGUACAGGGAAUAAAUCAUGCUAAAUUCAAAGAAAAACGUUAUAAUUAUUCUCAGAUAGUUGAUGUGUUACCAGAGUUGAAUGAAAAAAAUAUGGUUUAUUUUGUAUAAACAGAACUUUGCUGAUGUCUGGCUACUCAAAACAAUGCUUUAUUGUCUGGGUCAUUUUGUAUUGUUUAUAUGACGUACACAAUAUGACUCAACAGAAAACCACAUGUUGCUCUUGCUUUGCUUUAAAGAAUCAGUGUGCUUCUGAUGAUAUUUACUGGCAAAAAAUGUAUGAAAUUAAAACAAAGACAGACACUCGAAUUACUGAAUCUAAUCAAAUAAGAACAAGUAGCACUUUUAGUGGAAAAAAGUUCCAUGUACCCUUUGGUACACGCCUUUUUUGGUGUCUUCUGUUGAUCAUCUUAAGUUUCUUUCUGCAAGUGUCCAUUUUGAAUCAAUUUACAGUUUUGUCUUCCGUACUCUAAUUGUGACCAGCAUAACUCAUAAUUUGGUUGUACUGUAAAUUUGUCAGUCGUGUCAUUGAGUUUCAAAAAUCCAGGCAAAUAUGGGCUCACAAUUCCUUCUUAGUAAAUCAGCCAAGUAUUUUUUUUUUCUGCGAACAGUUAAUAUAUAUAGUAAAUAUAUUCGAUGCAAAUGCAUUACAAAUGACACAAUUUUAAGGGUUUGGUCUGAUUAUAAAGAGGGCCUCUUCUACAAACCCUGCUUCAAAAUGUCACCUGACUAUUGUAGUCUCUUUUGACAUGCUUUUUUGUGCUAUACAAUAGCUUUUGUAAGAUUUGCUAAAUUCUGGUUUGUUGUGUCUGAUGUGGCUAACUAGCAGCUGAACAAGUACGACUGAUUGCUGUAUCUUUGCCAUUCCUAAAAACAACAGAAUCUGUGUGUUCUUGUGUCUAUAAUUUGAUGUCAUUGGCCUUGCUGUUUAUGACUGGUCCUGUGGGAGAAACAACCAUCGUUUUGCUAUUAAUCUUUUUUCAUCUCUUCACCGUCUUUGACCCUUGAACUUAAAACCCAGACGGUAAUGGGAUUUCCUCCCAUGACUUACCCCUGAUAGUGGCAAUUACGAGUCGGGCAUUAUUAUUGAAGUAAAAUUGUACAUCAUCCUAGCUCUUUCUAGAAGUCUCAGAUGUUUACAAACUUUUUUUUUUUUUUGAGCACCUUCAAGCUCUGGUUAAUUUUCUGGCAAGUCUGGAUAUUUUUUUGCUGCACUUAGCAAUUUUGACUGUUGGGCUCUCGUAAGCCAAAAGAACUGCCAAUUCUCGUGAAAAAGUCCAUUCCGUAAUGCAAAGUUCCAGCAAACUGACGAAAACUUGAGGCAAAAAGACAUGCAUUGGACAGAAGCUGAAGAUGAGGCAUUUGCUCAUUCAGCACUGGUAAGAAACCGGUCUUUGUGUUCCACAGUUUGCACCGGUGGCACCUUUUUAAGACAUUAUGACAAGUACUGAACCUGGUACAAUGUGUCAGCUCAGAUUAUUCUGCAAGAAUAAAUCAUAGCCGACUUGUGUACAGUAUGCACUUCGAGUUGUAAUGAAAAAAAAAACUUACCAGUCUUUGAGUUCUGUGAACUUUGAAUGCAGAAUUUGUGAAGGACUCCGACUGUUUUUAACAGUAAGAAAUGUUUUAACAGACUAUGUGUUAUCAAAAGAUAACAUGGGUGUUGCAAGAAAACAUGGGUGUUGCAAGAAAAACAAUCAGACUUUUUUUUUUGUUGGUUUAGCAAGCUAAUGUGCGAGUUUGUCCUUGUUUGUUCUAGCUCCAUGAUGAUGUAAAAGGAAACUGUUAUAAAUUAUUGUUUUGUUUAGUGCUCACGAGCUUGAAAAUCAGGCUUGUUUUCAAACCCAAAGGCAAACGCUGUUUUUGUAAUGCCAGAACACAAAUAGUGUGAGAUGUGUGUAAGUAGACUCAAUGGGCCCCAUUCACAAAACCUUUCUUAAAUUAUUCUUACUUUUUCUUUUUAAAAAUGCUCCUAUGGAAAACCAGUAUAUGGGAUUCAUGACACAUGUGCAGACCUUCGAUGUUGUGCAUAUCCCAGGUGUAUGAGAUGGUGAAUGCUGACUGUUUGUAAAUUAUACGCGCUAUAUAUAAUCCUGUUCAUGUGAUUAGCGUAAAGAAACAGAUAGAUAAGAAAAAAAAAUGAAUGCCGUAAUGUUUGUCGAAACGUUCUUACACACGGUUUACCAUCAAAUAUGAUCGUACGCAUGUUUCGUGAAUGAGGCCCAUUGUAAUCCUUGUGUGCAUUCUCAUUCAGUUGUAAAUUUAAGAGCCCCCAGUAUGCUUCUUAUGGGGGGGAAGAAAAUGUUUCUAACAAACACCUAAUAGCUAUCAUCAGAGUUGGGAUCAACUUCCAUUUUUUAAAGCAAGAUGAGAUGGUUUAGUUUAAGGAUUGAUGAAGGAUUUCUUAUGGUAUUGUGUGCAGAGGUUUUUGGUAGUACUGCUGUAUGACUAUCAUUUAUAGCCUAACUAUGCAUUAUUCACUUAUUUUGCUGUCAUUUUUUUGUGCUUUUGGAUAUAAUGUAUGUGUACCAGUUAACCGUUUCUUGUAUUUUUUUUUGUGUCUGUGUUUUUGAAAUUGUUCCCUUUCCAUUUAAUUUUUAAUAUAAUUGAAGAAUUUUCAAUAGUUGUGUAAUAUGUAUUUUGUUUUCAUAUCAUGAUUAAACUUGACUGGAAUAA